AGUGUUGCCGCACGGAUCGAACUACGUAGCACUCGACAUUCGGUCUGACACAUCGAGUUUGUUUGAACGAGGCUUAUCGCAUCGAUGUCGACGGUUGACGACUUGGAUCCCCUCACUGCACUUCUCGAAACGAACGCAAAUGGCGAGAACGUCACGCCAGAGGUCUCACCAGCACCCAUUGUGCGUAAAGUAGUCAUAAGCUAUUCAGGUGAGUCGGAAGGAGAUCUUACCGUCACACAAGGAGAAUUGGUGGCACUUACGGACGACGUUCACGGUCACGAGGGCUUUGUAUAUGUUACAAAAACGGAUAGUGGUGAGAGUGGACUUGUGCCAGGAGAAUGUCUCGAAGAAUCAGGUUCAUCAGAAUGUGUCACCUCACACCCUGAAGUCAUGAGACAAUCACAAGUCCAGCCAGUUGCGACAUUUGAUGACACAGACGGCAAGCAACAAAAGCAAUCAACAGCCACUGCUUCCACAACAGCAGCAGAAGAAGCUAGACACGAUUUCUCAGCCAUUGAGAAGCAUCAAAUUAUUUCGAUUGGAGGUACUGACAGAGAAGGCAAACCAGUGGUUAUAGCAUCAGCCUGUCGACUUCCCGACCGUCGCAGUAUUGAUCACAGUGAACUGCUUGAGUACUUGAAAUCCACGUUAGAUCCAUAUGUGGAAAACGACUACACACUCGUCUAUUUUCAUUAUGGAUGGAGCAGUAGCAACAAACCGGGACUGAAAUGGCUAUUAGCUGCAUACAGAGCAUUUGACAGAAAGUACAAAAAGAACUUGAAGAAGCUCUACAUUGUCCAUCCGUCCAUGUUCAUCAAGAUUGUGAUGGGAAUGUUCAAACCAAUUAUUAGUGUGAAAUUUGGACGUAAAGUGACAUAUGUAAAUCGUCUGUCUCAGUUGUCGGACACUCUCUAUGUCGACCAACUGGACAUUCCAGACCAAGUCAGAGAACACGAUUCCGAACUCUGUGAGAAAGACAAGCCGCAGCCGUCUGCAAUGGGCAAAUCCACGUUCCACAUACCAUCAGGAGAGGCAAACAUGGAGACGCAACAAUUUGGAGUCUCAUUGACAUGGUUGAAGAAACAGUCAGGUGGUGAUGACAUCCCCAAGCCUGUGCGGAUGUCAGUCGAAUUUAUCAGAGUUAACACCCUUGACAUUGAAGGAAUUUUUCGGAGAGCUGCUGGUAUUGGCACGAUCAAGGAGAUCAAACAAAGAAUGAAUGAAGGACAACAUGUUGAUUUUGGAUCCUACUUUGACCCACAAAUUCCUUGUGUUAUUCUGAAGACGUUUCUCAGAGAACUUCCAGAGCCGUUGUUAACGUUCGAUCUCUAUGAACCGGUGAUGGUCCUUCAAGAUCUCUCAUCCGAGGACUACCUUGCAACUACUAAGAAACUACUAAGAGAUCAUUUACCACCCCUAAACUAUACAGUGUUGAAGUAUAUCAUGCAGUUGUUGGUCGAGGUAACAGAACAUUCAACUUCAAACAAAAUGGGUGCAUCGAAUCUUGCCAUUGUUUUUGGACCCAAUUUACUUUGGUCACGGACUGAGGCCGCAUCACUAACUGCAAUGUCACAUAUCAACACGUUCACCAAGAUAGCCAUUGAAAACUACAAUUUUCUAUUUGAGAAUUAGCUGUUUCAAUUGGCUUAUUUACAUACAAAACUAUGCAUUGUCGUUAUGUUCUUGUGUUUAAUAAUUCAAGUGGAUUUCUCCACUUACUUUACAUCGCUAUGAAUCUUUAAAAACUCUACCCAGAGCGAUGACACUUACAAUAAUGUUUAUAGUAAACAGGCUCAAAAAGCUUGGCAAUAAACAAUACAUUUGCAAUGAA
Corticium candelabrum is the source of this 1831-nucleotide messenger RNA. Its product is annotated as rho GTPase-activating protein 8-like. Bases 85 to 1632 code for a protein of 515 amino acids. The record is from RefSeq and is a predicted model, not a curated record. Gene Ontology annotation, molecular function: protein binding; GTPase activator activity. Lineage: Eukaryota; Metazoa; Porifera; Homoscleromorpha; Homosclerophorida; Plakinidae. The transcript is spliced from 13 exons. Gene Ontology annotation, biological process: small GTPase-mediated signal transduction; negative regulation of endocytic recycling. Gene Ontology annotation, cellular component: cytoplasm.